UUCUCUCCAUCAGAUGCUUGUGAACUCACACUGGACCCAAACACAGCUCACAGAAAUCUUCUUCUGUCUGAGGACAACAGACGGGUGACAUUAGUGGACAAAGACCAGCCUUAUCACUUUCAUCCAGACAGAUUUGACAGCUUUAAGCAGGUGCUCUGCACAAACGAACUGACCGGUCGCUGCUACUGGGAAGUCAAGAUUAAUGAAUCGUUGUAUGUAGCGGUGACUUACAGAGGAAUCAGCAGGAGAGGAGAAGGUGAUGACUGCAGGUUUGAAUUCAAUGACAAGUCCUGGGGUCUGUUGUAUGGUGACGAAGACCGUGUUACUCACCGUUUGUUGGAAAUGAGCAUGCUUAUUAAUCACAAUUGCACUGGAGUAGUAGCAGUGUAUCUGGACUGGCCUGCUGGCUUUGUGUCCUUCUACAAAGUUGGCUUUGGCCGCACUCUGACCCACCGCCGUACUUUCUACUGCAGAUUCACUGAGCCUCUCUACCCUGGCUUUGGCUUUGAGACUGUCUUUCCUCAUAAACAUAGCUCUCCUCCCUCAGUAGUCCUUUGUCCUUUGAUGAGUGAACAAAGUCAGACAGAAGUUCAGUCUGCUCUUCCAGGUGUGAUCCAGCAGUCAAGCAUCUAAUUAAAAUGGAGGGACUGUAACUGUCCUAAAGACAGAUCUUAUUGAAAUAUUUACCAAAUGCUUGAUUUUUUAUAUUCGGUCAUACUUUCAGUCAUGUUUAAAUUCAUUGUGGUUAUUGAGUUUGAUUAAAAGUGUAAAAAAUAAGAUGCUAAAGACAACUCUGAAAUUAAUGUUUAGUCAAUAAAUAUAAUGCUGCUUAUUACAAUGUACAAAACAACUAUUCUGCACCUUCCAAGAGGCGCAAUUUAUCACUUUAAAGUUUCAUUUGCUUCAUAUUAGUUUGCAAUAUUUGCCGAAGUGAUUUUGCAUUGACAGCUUAAUGCCUUUGCUGUUGCAAGCUAGCAUAUUUGGACCCGUCUUUCGACUGGAACUAGCUUGAGAAAUUUGCUGUUUCAGUCUAUCUACUUCCAGACACAUUCUUGGUAAACUUUAAAACAAUUGAACAAUGUUUGUUUGAAAUGUUUGGUGUAUAUAUCUUUCAUUUUUUUCUAGUUUUCAUGGUGUCUGCUGUCAAGAGGGGAAAUAAAUGUUCAAAAGACA
Molecule: messenger RNA, 1173 nt
Organism: Acanthochromis polyacanthus (spiny chromis)
Lineage: Eukaryota; Metazoa; Chordata; Actinopteri; Pomacentridae
Product: stonustoxin subunit beta-like
Exons: 1
Molecular function (GO): protein binding
Source: RefSeq, a predicted model, not a curated record